GACACAUCCAUCUCUCAUUCUCUGCUUCUUCUCUUCUCUUAAUUCUCUUUUAUAACUUACUUUGUUUCUCGUUACAAAUAUUUGUAACAGGAUGUGGUCGAUGUUGGGAGGCUUACAAGUCAACAGAAUGUGUUUCACUGGUGCGUUGUCGUUCCCUUCUCCAACAAUGAGUCUUAAUAAUGAAUUCGCAAAAUUCGUUACGACUAAGAAACGUAAGUUAGAUGAGAACGAAUUAGAGAGCCUGAAUACAGAAUCUCCACGUCGUAAUGAAUUCGCAAAAUUUGUUCGAGGUGAUGGCGAGAAUUCCAGCAGUCCAAACCAAGAUGCAACUCAUGCAGUUCUGCUGGAUCUGCAAAUGGCCCACAGAUUAUUCGAGCGCCCUCUAACCAAGAAGCAAUUUGACAAGCUCAAGGAUGAUCUACAGCCAUCUCUUCAAAUUCGCCUGAAGCAACUAUUAGAAUCCAAACAAGCGUGCGAAGAUGUUCUUGAAAUGGCUGAUUCGGCGUAUGUGUUGAUGCUUUUAAAUUCUUCAAAUCCCAAGGGCGAGGAAGCUAGAAGGGCAAUAAUGUUGUUCCAAGAAGGGGAGAGACUGAUAACCGAUGGUCAACACCUGUUAAAAUCUGCCUUUCCCGACGUGUUUACUGCCACCGACUGAUAUGGCCGGCCAUCCAGUCCCGCACGCUAGUAAUUCCUGAAUCUCCCAAUAACAACUUUUACUUCUCACUUCUCUUAAAUUCUUCAAAUCACAACUAGGAAGCAGUUGGCUAGAACGCUGGCAAGGCAAUAAUGUUGUUGCAAGAAGGGGUGAGAAUUACAAGUGAAUCUCUCAACUUGUUUACUGCCAUCGACUGAUAUGGCCAGCUAUCUAGUUAUGCACGCUAGUAAUUCUUGAAUCUCUCAAGAAUGCUUCUACUUAUCAUUUUAUCCGCUGAGCGAGGGUGUAAUGUCUAUUAGAAGAUAUAUGAUAUUUUUACGGCUUUCUUAUGAAAUAUUUGUGAAAUUGGCAGUUAUAAAAGUAAGUAGGAUAUGGAUUUAUGCAA
This is a messenger RNA of Vitis riparia (riverbank grape), 1040 nucleotides long. RefSeq lists its product as uncharacterized. The transcript is spliced from 2 exons. The record is from RefSeq and is a predicted model, not a curated record. NCBI's taxonomy places the organism in Eukaryota, Viridiplantae, Streptophyta, Magnoliopsida, Vitales, Vitaceae. The coding region runs from base 92 to 655 and encodes 187 amino acids.